Molecule: messenger RNA, 917 nt
Organism: Alternaria alternata
Lineage: Eukaryota; Fungi; Ascomycota; Dothideomycetes; Pleosporales; Pleosporaceae
Product: adenylyl-sulfate kinase
Exons: 3
Coding region: 273-896 (207 amino acids)
Biological process (GO): sulfate assimilation
Molecular function (GO): adenylylsulfate kinase activity; ATP binding
Source: RefSeq, a predicted model, not a curated record
CCUAUCUAGACAUAGUCUCAUGUCUUGUGUGAGGAAUGUUUUCCGCUCUCAGCCUUACCCGCUCAUGAGUGGACCUGUAUCGCGUCAUUAACGCUAAAAGAAUUCGAUGUUUCUCAACAGCCUAGAGAUCGCGUUUGAAAUACUGGUCGUCCGUUCACCCGUCAAUUGUCGGCAUAAGAUACCUUUACUCUACAGCAAACCUCAUUAGACUUUAUUUUCUCUCACUUCCUUGUCUUCCUCACCAGUUCUGAACCUCCAUCACAGCUUUCAAAAUGUCAACCAACAUCACAUGGCACCCAUCGCUCUCGCGCGACGAGCGCAACACAUACCGCAAGCAGAAGGGCUUCACCAUCUGGUUCACUGGACUAUCUGCAUCUGGCAAGUCGACCAUUGCGACAGCACUGGAGCAGCAUCUCCUCCAUCUUGGAUUCGCGGCAUACCGUCUUGAUGGCGACAAUGUCCGAUUCGGACUGAACAAGGACCUUGGGUUCAGCGAGAAGGACCGAAACGAGAACAUUCGAAGAAUUGCUGAGGUCGCAAAGCUCUUCGCUGACUCGUCCACAAUCGCCAUCACAUCCUUCAUCUCUCCCUUCAAGGCCGACCGCAAGCAGGCGCGCGAACUGCACGCUGUAACCACCGGCUCAGACUCUCCCUUGGCUUUUGUCGAGGUCUUCGUUGACUUGCCGCUCGAAGUCGCUGAGGCGCGUGACCCCAAGGGUCUGUACAAGAUGGCAAGGGAAGGCAAGAUCCCGGAAUUCACAGGUAUCAGCUCGCCCUACGAGGCACCUGAGAACGCCGAGAUUCACAUCAGGAGUGACCAGAAGAGUGUUGAGGACAGCGUCAAGGAGAUUGUCGAGUACUUGCAGAGCAAGGGCUUAUUGGAGCUCCAGAAGUAGGUCUCUAGAUGAAGGGACAAC